Leptomonas pyrrhocoris is the source of this 2261-nucleotide messenger RNA. RefSeq lists its product as hypothetical. Bases 657 to 2261 code for a protein of 534 amino acids. Lineage: Eukaryota; Euglenozoa; Kinetoplastea; Trypanosomatida; Trypanosomatidae. The record is from RefSeq and is a predicted model, not a curated record. The transcript has a single exon.
GGUGCGAACAAGCAAAUCCGACGCAAAGCAAGCGCCUAACGCACGUACGCCGGCAGCAUCAUCAAGUACCUCUUUCUUUUCUAUUCCUUUUUUGUGAGACCGUAGCCGAAAACGUACACAACUGAUACACGUGAUCCCCCAAUCCUCCUUACUCGGCGGUAUAGUAACAUAGACAUUCCGCGCCACCAAAGACCAAGAUAAACAUAAUCAAGCCAGCAAACGGGAAAAGGAGGGGAAAAAGAAAGCGAGGCAUCGUAAUUCUCCAACUGAGACCAACGCGAGAAGUUCCCUCCUGCUUACCAAAAAGAAAAAAGAAGAACCCUUACGCUUCACUUUUUUGUUUUGUACCCACACACGUCUUCCCGUGGAAGCAAACAACGCGAACCCGAUAAAGCGUAUUUUGGCUCCGCUGCAAAGCUACGUACGAUCCUUUUUUCUUUUUGUUUCCUCUCCUCCGUGUUUUUCUCCUUCGUUCUCUUUACCUUCUCCACUUGAGCAGGCCCGUUUUGUCAAGGAGAGGAAAAGAAGAAAGAAGAAACGAGUAUACAUAUAUAUCUCGAAGCACACGCACGGUGUGCUGAUAUACAUAUAUAUAUAUUUCAGGUGCCUGCAUUCGUGUUCUCUUUUUAUUCGAUACACAAACAUACACACGCACGAUGCCGAAAGUUCCACGUACGGCAGACGUGGCGCGGCGCCUUGUCGACGCCUACGUGACGAGCCUGCGCCAGCACCUCCCCACUUAUUGCAUCCGUCAGUUGGACAAGCUGCCCGGCGCACCGGAGCAUCAGCUCACCCGACUACGCCAGUCCUACCCGGGGACUCCGACGGAGCUGCUGUACUUUCUGCAGCGCGUGAACGGGACGUGCUGGGAGCCUUUGGUCGCGCCUCCUGGAUCGGCGCCCCCUUCCGCAUCUGCCGCGGCUUCUGCUGCCGCUGCUGGUGGGGAAGACGCAGCUGCCGCUGCGUCGGGAGGGUGUGUGUCCACCUCCACUGCAGCCACAGCAACAACACCCCUUGCAUCAUCAUCUUCUAACACCUCCGCUGAGCCAAAUAAAGCAGCAAGAACCACGGCAGCUGCGACGGCGUCAGCGACCAAGCCCAGCGCAAAAGCCACCACCACCGCCGCCGCUGCCUCCAUCGCCUCCGAGGCAGCCGCCUUCAUCAAAUCCACCCUGGCGAAGAAGGUAACCGGCAGCGCAGCCCGGCCGCGGCGCCUGCCACACUACGUCGCGCUGCCGAUCCUCGGCUCCGCCUACACCGGCUGCCCCUACUAUCUCAAGUCCGUCGAGCACAUGCUGCUGGCGGAGCAGCAGUUCCCGCCGCCGUCGGCCAACUUGCCGGAUGAAGGGGAGGGCUGGGCACCGCCGGCCACAUCGGCGACAGCUUCUACACCUUUGACGACGGCGUCUCCUCCCCCCUCCGCAACAGCGACGGCGGCUGCGCACGAAGGCGGGCUGUCCGAUGCCGCGGUGGCGGCGGCAGGCGUGCAGCUCAACACGAACACCAUCGCCUCCGUCUUUGCGGGCUACAAGAUUCUGUACGGCGCUCCGCCGUCCUCAGAUGCGAAGGCAUCAGCAGGAACGGCGACGUUAACAACGGCUGCCGCCGCUGGGGAGGCGGGGAAUGCGGCUGCGCCGACGAUGGAGGUCUCGCCGUCGACAAAUCCUGUAGCGGCUGUGAGUGAUGCUGCUGCGAAGACGCAAGGUGAUGAGAAGGUGGUCUAUGUGGACCCACGCAUUGACAUUCACGCCAACUUUUAUCACUGGCUGGUCUUUGCCGACAGCGUGCAGCCCCAUGUGCGUGACCCAGUGCCUACAAUUCCGGAUGCUGAUCCCGCUAAGGUAGCCGCCGCCGCCGCUGCUGCUGCUGCCCCCUCCGCGUCUGCUCCGUCUAAUGAUGCUGACAAGACUUCCGCAGCAAACGCAGCGCCCACCGCCGCCACGAACACCUCUACUGCGACUGCUGCUGCUGCUGGCACUGCGGCGAAGGCGGCAGUACCUGUGAAGGUGUUCGCGCCUUCGCGGCUGUACAUUGACUUCAAGCCGGUGGAGCUGCAGGGAGGUGUGUACGGGCAGGUGAUUCAGUUUAUGCAUGGGCAGCCCAGCAGCUUCACGGUGAUCGCGAACGACUUUGGCAGCUACUUGAAGUACAUCAUGAGUGAAGAGUAUGAUUUCACAAAGGAGCUGGAGGACGACGAGGACGAUGAGGAAGAUGACGGGGAGACAGAUUUGGUGACGCCGAAACCUCCGAAAAGCGAGUGA